Hibiscus syriacus is the source of this 442-nucleotide messenger RNA. RefSeq lists its product as uncharacterized. The transcript has 2 exons. Gene Ontology annotation, biological process: proton motive force-driven ATP synthesis. Gene Ontology annotation, molecular function: proton transmembrane transporter activity. NCBI's taxonomy places the organism in Eukaryota, Viridiplantae, Streptophyta, Magnoliopsida, Malvales, Malvaceae. The record is from RefSeq and is a predicted model, not a curated record. Bases 46 to 414 code for a protein of 122 amino acids.
ACAUCCCAAAGGCAUGAUGUUUUUUGCUGAUUCAAGGUAAUUUCCAUGGCAUCAAGGCUUCAACAGUUUCAGACAAAGGCUGCUCAGAUUUCAGAGUUGGUGACCAAGAAUGGAAGUUGUUAUUACAAGGAGCUGAUGGAAAAAAACAAGAGCUACAUCAAGGAACCUUCCAACAUAGAAACAUGCCAAUUGUUGGCAAAACAAUUGUUUUAUACUCGACUUGCCAGUAUUCCGAGAAGGCACGAGGCAUUCUGGAAAGAGCUUCAUUGUCUGAAAGAGUUUCUAAAAACAAGGGAAGCAUGGAACAUCGAGAAUGCAAGCAUGGCUGCUUUGAUUGGAGUUGAGUGCUACACAUGGUUCUUUGGUGGAGAAAUCAUUGGAAGAGGCUUCGCCAUUACAGGCUACCAUGUCUGACCCUUUUUUCCACUCCUCAUCUUCUUUU